GUAAUGAGAAAAUCACUUCGUAACUUUAAAAGCCGAGAUGUUUCGUUUUUUGUAUUUAACUAGAAAGAUUAAAUCUCCGUUGGCCCGCGUGCGGUGUUUUAGUUGUAAUAGCGAUGUUAUUAAAGUACAGAAUGCAGUGAAAGAAGCGCUUCUACAAAAUAAACCAGUGUUGGCGCUUGAAAGUACAAUUAUAACGCAUGGAAUGCCAUACCCUGAUAAUUUGCAAAUGGCUUUAUCUGUGGAGAAGAUUGUACACGAACACUGUGCAACACCAGCCACAAUAGGGAUGGUAGAUGGGGUGGUUUAUAUUGGCAUGGGAGAAGAUAUGUUAAAAAGAUUGGCCACCCAUCCUUCCCCUGUUAAGUUGUCCAGACGUGAUUUAGCUGUUGGUUGCUCUAAACAACUAACCGGUGGAACUACUGUGUCGGCAACUAUGUUGCUUGCUCACAAAUUCGGGAUUGACAUUUUCGCAACCGGGGGAAUUGGUGGUGUCCACUUGUUGGGGCAAGAGAGCAUGGACAUCAGCGCUGAUCUACGAGAGCUCGGACAAACCCCGAUAACUGUUGUUAGCGCUGGAGUGAAGUCUAUACUUGAUAUUGGAAGAACUUUGGAAUAUUUGGAGACAGAAGGUGUGACAGUUGCAACUUUCGGCAACACUAAAGAUUUUCCAGCGUUUUUCACUCGGAAAAGUGGAUUCAAAUCUCCUUAUUGUGUGUCUGGCAUCACUGAGGCAGCAGAGCUUAUCCAAAGUCAUCAGAAGUUAAAGUUAGGAAGCGGAAUGCUCAUUGCUGCUCCCAUUCCAAAGGAAUUUAAAGCAUCUGGGACCAAAAUAGAAAACUCAAUAAAACUUGCCCAACAGGAAGCCAGCUCGCAGGGUAUACAGGGUAAAGAAGUUACUCCAUUUAUCCUUAGAAGGGUGAAUGAUAUCACAAAGGGGGAAUCCCUAAAAUCAAACAUCCAGCUUAUGCUAAAUAAUGCAAAGAUUGGAGCUCAGAUUGCUAGAGAACUGAAAACAACAAGAACAAAAACAACAACUGCUUCUACAACAAAAACUAGAAAGAAAAUACAAACCAAUCAGCCUGUGGUUAUAGGAGGAUGCAAUGUUGACUUUGUGUCCAAAGCAACUCAACCCCUGGUCCAUGGAGGGCCUUCCAACCCAGCUGUUGUUCAGCAAUCGUUUGGUGGAGUGGGUAGGAACAUCGCAGAAACUUUAUGGAGGUUAAACAACAAUCCCUUAUUGAUAUCCGCGCUUGGCUCCGAUUACGUUGCACAAUUGUUGAUGAGUCAUCUUAAGGGAAUGGACACAAGUGGAAUUUCCAUUCUACCCGACCACAGGACUGGUGCAUAUAACGCCAUCUUUAAUUAUAACGGGGAGUUAGAUCUUGCGGUGGAGGAUUCGGAUAUCCAUCGACAAAUCAACACCGAGAUGGUCGAACAACAUGUUGAUUCCAUCAUAGUGGCUCCCAUGGUUUGUCUUGAUGCAAAUAUUGCUUAUGAUGCAAUCAACUUUGUGUGUGGAGUCUGCAAUAAACACAAUAUCCCAUUGUUGCUGGAACCCACUGGUGAACUAAAAGCAGCACAAGGAUACAUGGCUUGUGGGGAAUAUACGGAUGUUAUCAAAUAUAUGACUCCUAAUGUGGAUGAACUUAAGGCAAUAUAUGAAGCUGUGACGUUACAACAAGCACCCAGUGUUGACUUUGAGAGCGACCUGAAUUCCAGUUUAACGAAACUUGUUGGAAUGUGUCGGCCAUUGUUGGAUCGAAUACGUUGUAUUAAUGUAACUAUGGGAAGGUUUGGUGUCUUUUGUGCUGCUAAUACCCCUUCUCCUACUUUCACCCACUAUCCCCUAACCCCGGCCCCCAAAUGGGGAUGGCUCACCCACCCCAUAUCCAAUGUAUCGGGGUCAGGUGACGGGUUCGCUGCCGGGUUCACACAUGGGUUACUUCGGGGUCAUGACCUCAACGCCUCCGUCCAAAUAGGGAUAACUAUUGCACAAAGAGCGUUGCGCUCCAGCGAAGCUGUCAAUCAAAAGUUGACAGAGCGUGACGCAGUUUUGUCAAACGGUUGUUGGCCGAAACAUCAAAUUCAUGUAUAAGUAUGUUUGCCUGACGCGAUCUAUGACCACUGAUUUUGCUUGACAGCCCACCGCAUAAAUAUGAUUUCACAUGUUGGCCCGCGAUUUUAUAAGUUUGGGAACCCCUGGUCUAAUGUAAUCUACGACUAUUGACUAGUUUCGCAUCAGUAGUCUGUGGUAGGGUGGGGGAAGAUGGGACACCUUUCAUUCUAUAUUCUCGUCCCAUUUGGUAGUAAACAAAGAAAAUUCAAAGAAAUAUAAAACUGUUUCCUCAUGACCCCAUAUAAGUGUAUUUGUAAUCUGUGUCUAGAUAGUACUUACACCUCAAUAUAACGUAAUCUUUAAAAAAAUAAGGUUUUUGGUGCCAUAGGUUUCAGUGUUACAGCAUGCUUUUUGUUUUUGUGUGAAAUAUUUUAGCAAGCAAUAUUUUAGCGUAACUUUUAAGUGGUGUCAAAAAUAGUUGUGACAUGUUCUACCAUCUUAGCCUAAUCCAGCAAUAUUAGUAAUUGUUGGUGUAUUGUGUUAAAAAUACUUUUGCAAUCUUAAUAACUUGUAGAGUUAGGAAUAUAAUAUAUUAUUUGUUUGGUAUGAUUGUUAUUGUAUUAUUAUAAUUAUUAUGCUCGUUACACUUUUAAUUCUAUACAAUCUAUGCUAAGUAACUGUGUAAGUUUUUAAUGACAUAAAUAUGCAAUAUAUGUUAAUCGUGCCACAAACAAUUUGCAAUACAACUUGAUCAGAGUAA
This is a messenger RNA of Ciona intestinalis (vase tunicate), 2816 nucleotides long. NCBI's taxonomy places the organism in Eukaryota, Metazoa, Chordata, Ascidiacea, Phlebobranchia, Cionidae. The record is from RefSeq and is a predicted model, not a curated record.